GCAGAAGCCGCUCAAAGAAAGGGCCCGGGUGGAGGAGGGAAAAAAGGGUCCUACAUUAAAAAGGAGCCGGUUGGAAACACCAACUUCCCAUUUUAAAAAAACCCAAACAAGAAAGGAUGACAAUUCAAAGAAAGGACCUUGAAGCAAAGAAGGGCCAACAGACAUAAGAGGCCUGGUUUUUUUUAUUCCUCCUCCUCUUCCUCUCUCCUCGUAGCGUGCCUUCUUCUCCUUCUUGGGUGGCCUUCCUCUCUUCCUGGUGAGUCCUUUCUUAUUCGCAGGCCUUCUCCAUAUAGGACCGAAAAGCAAAUGGUAAUGAUUUUUUUGUAUAAAAGGUAAAGGUUUCCCCUUGACAUUAAGUCUAGUCGUAUUUGACUCUGGGGGGUUGGUGCUCGUCUCCAUUUCUAAGCUGAAGAGCCGGCGUUGUCCAUAGACAUCUAGGUCAUGUAGCCGGCAUGACUGCAUGGAGCGCAUUUACCUUCCUGCCGGAGCAGUACAUAUUGAUCUACUCACAUUUGCAUGUUUUCGAACUGUUAGGUUACCAGAAGCUGGAGCUAACAGCGGGAGCUCACCCUGCUUCCUAGAUUCGAACCGCCAAUCUUUUGGUCAGCAAGUUCAGCAGCUCAGCGGUUUAAUCUGCUGCGCCAUCGGGGGUUCCGAGGUUUUUGUAUACACAUUUUAAAAGCUGAUAGCUCAAUUAAUGCUUUGUUUUCUUCCCCCCUCCAAGUUAAACCCAUUGGAAUUAAUAAUGGAAGCCAGACUAAGCUUUGAACAAAGGAAAUUCAUUUUAAAAAUGCUUCUGGAAGCGUGAAAAUUUAGGUCCGUUCUGCACUGCCACAUAAUCCAGAUUAUCAAAGUGAAUAGUCCAGUAGUUCAAACAUGAAGAGACCCAACUCAUCCGGACCUGAAGCAGGCGGGGUCUGUGAGAGCAGUGGGUCAUCCUGGGGGAAAACUACACAUAAGUUCCCGAGUGUGGAUCUUUAUAGCUCAGACAUGCAGCGCCAGUUCUUUAGACAGCUUUCCUACCAAGAGGGCGAGGGACCCAGAGAGGUUUGCAGCCGUCUCCACGAUCUCUGCCGCCAGUGGCUGAAGCCAGAGCAACACACCAAGGCUGAGAUGCUGGACCUGGUGAUCCUGGAGCAGUUCCUGAGCCUCCUGCCCCCAGAGAUGGGGAGCUGGGUCCGAGAGUGUGGGGCAGAGACCUCUUCCCAGGCGGUGGCCCUGGCGGAAGGCUUCCUCCUGAGUCGGGCAGAGAACAAGAGGCAGGAAGAACAGGAAGUUCAGUUAGUCCUCGCUGCAUCAGACACUACUCAAAGUCUCCAGCAGAAAAAGCUGAAGCAAGAGUGCGAUGGGGCUUUGGUUUUGCAUGGGGAUGGAAAGACAAUGACAGCAAAUCCUCAGCUGUCUCUUCCUUUUUCUGCUGGAAUGGAAUCGACUGAGGAUCUUUUCACCUUUGAGGACGUGGCUGUCCAUUUCUCCCCGACUGAGUGGGCUCUUCUGGAUCCCGAUCAGAGAAUCCUGCACACGCAGAUCAUGGAGGAGACUCGUGGGAUUGUGGCCUCUCUUGCGGUUAACUGGCAGAGGAGCAAUGCCAAGCACAUGAAGCAUUUUGGGCACAAAGAGGAUCUUACCAGACACACAGAAGUCCACACAGAAGAGGAAAGUUCUGCCAGAGAGAGGCCCUUCAAAUGCAAUGUAUGUGGGAAAUGUUUUGCCCAAAAGAUGGCACUUGUGCUUCACAAGGCGCUGCAUGUUGGGAAAAAUGAUUUUAAAAGUAAAGCAUCAGGGAAAGGUGUUGAUUACAAAUUGUCAAAUCUGAGCCAACAAGAAAUCUUUGAAGGAAUUGAAGAUUUUGUAUGCCACGAGUGUGGAAAACAUUUUGCUUACAGAUCAGUAUUAAUGAUUCAUCAAAGAAUUCACACAGGAGAGAAACCAUAUAAGUGUGAUGAGUGUGGCAAAUGCUUCACUCAAAGUUCAUCUUUUUUGUGCCACAAGAGGCUUCACACCGGAGAAAAACCAUUCCGAUGCCAAGAGUGUGGCAAAUGUUUUGCUCAGAGUUCGUAUCUUAUGACCCACCAGCGAGUCCACACAGGAGAGAAACCAUACAAAUGCCAGGAGUGUGGCAAAUGCUUUGUCCGGGGUUCAUACCUUGUGAGCCACCAGAGACUGCACACAGGAGAAAGACCAUACCAAUGCCAGGAGUGCGGGAAAUGUUUUGCGCGCAGACCAGCCUUAGUAAAUCACGAGAGACUCCACACAACAAAGAAACCGUUACAGUGUCAAGAUGAUGGAAAACGUCUUGUGCAAAAGCCAUCUCUUGUGACUCAUGACAGACUCCACAUAGGAGAGAAACUAUACAAAUGCCAGGAAUGUGGGAAGUGUUUUGCUCAGAGUUCAUCCCUUGUGAGCCACCAGAGAGUCCACACAGGCGAGAAACCAUACAGAUGCCCAGAUUGUGGGAAAUGUUUUGCUCACAGUUCACACUUGGUGAGGCACAAGAGACUUCACACAGGAGAGAAACCGUACAAAUGCCAGGAGUGUGGGACAUGUUUUGUUCAGAAUGCACACCUUCUAUGCCACCAGAGAAUCCACACAAGAGAGAAACCGUACAAAUGCCAGGAGUGUGGGAAAUGUUUUGCUCAGAAUGUACACCUUCUAUGCCACCAGAGAAUCCACACAGGCGAGAGACCAUAAAGAGACCACACAGGAGAAAAAGUAUAGAAAUGCCAGCAUUGUGGAAAAUGUUUUGCUCAGGAAUUGUACCUUGUGUUUUGAAUAGGGAUUACAUGUGCAUGAGAAAACAUGCAAGGAAAAUCACUGUCAAGUAUGUCAAAAAUGUUUUCCUCAAAAGUAAUCCUUGUGAAAUAGACUUCACACAACAAACAAAUCAUCCAAAGGUCAGAAGUCUUUUAAUGAUAGUUCAUGAUUGUGUGAAGCACGAAAGACUCCAUCAAGGAGAGAAACCAUACAGUUACCUGUCAUGUCAGAAAUGUUUUUGUUCUUUUAAAAAUGCAAGCCUUUCAAUGCACCAUGGAGUCUGCUUAGAAGAGAAACAGCAUUAGUGCCAGGAUUCUGCUCAGAUUUUAAUUAUUUUUUACCAAAAUAAAAUCCACAUAGUAGAGAAAUUAUAAGUGCUCAUAGCUCUUAUCUUGUGAAGUAGAAAGAGAGACCACAAGGUUAAAAACAUUUAGAACCCACUGGUAUCAGCGAAAUGCUUCCACACCAUUGUUUUAGAUUCAUUAAAGAGUUGGGUCAUGAAUAAUGUAUGACUAGAACUCAAUGGUCAUCUAAUCUUAUCUUGUACUAUUGUAGUGAUCUACUGCUAAGAUGUUCAGUGUGUUCAUCUAACCUCUUGGUGAAAAAUCCAGUGGUAGAGAAGGCAGGGCCUUCUAAAUAAGACUAUUCCAUGUAGCCAAUGGUUCUUAGCAAUGAUAACUUUUUGCCUCCAGAGAAGAUUAGCAUUGGAGGAGAGUAUCAAAUAGCUUUGUUGUUGCAGAACCUCACAAAAGAAUAGGGGGAGAAGGCCCAAAUAUUAUGCAGCAAUAGAAGAGAAUGAAAAAUGAGUUGAUAUUCUAGUAUGGUUUGAAUUGUAAGAGGUGCUUUGAAUGCAAUUUUCCUGCUUCUUAGCAGGAGGUUGGACUGGAUGGCCCAUGAGGCCUCUUCCAACUCUAUGAUUCUAGGUGGAGAAAUCCUUUAUUUCGUUAAUGGAUUUACGCAGUAUCUGACUCUUGAGUUCAAAAGGAAGAUAUGUUACAUGCACCCGUUCGUGUCUUCCUGUGUAAUGUGCAUUUUGAGUUAUUCCAAUUUUCUUGUCUGUUUAUUUCAUUUUUAAUUUUGUUUUGCAUAUUUUUGUAGAAUGUACAAUUUUCUGUAUUAGUAUUCAAAUUUCUAUAGGCUAAGUGAUAAUUUGAUCUGUUGUGCAAAACUUAAGCCCCUGCACCCUGUAUACUAGAGAAAUAAGUGUGUCUGUGUAGAGUAAAAAUCCAAACUUAUAAUAAAUGCAAGCUUACCAACGUCUGUGUGUGUUCAUGGGAAUCUGCCUCCUCUUCUUGUUUCCCACAUGUUUCUCUUCACUUCAGUAUCUCUCUUCAUUUGCCCAAGUGAAACAGUCACUUGAAUAGGAAAAAGAGCUGGGAUUUCCAGGGUAAAUGUGCGAUGCCACGUCCUCUGGGUUCAUGGCAGGUAGCCCCAUUCAGCAACUGCAGCAGGGGUGCCCCAUCCCCUGAGAUACUCCCUAUUUUUCCACUUUUGCAAGGGAACUGUGCACAAAAGUGGAGGGACAACUGUAUAUUCUACUUUGUCCAUUUUAAUAAAAUAGUAUGAAAACAUACAAGGGAGAAUGAUCCCUCUCCCUCGUGGAAAUAUCCUGACAUUCCAAUACGUAAGCGUGCUCAAAUGGAGUGUUGAUGCUAAAUCUGCUUUUCGGACUGCACUGUAGUGGUGUGUGUGUGUGGGGGGGGGGGGGGUAUUUUAACUCCAGCAAAGGGUUUUCUGAAAACCAGAAGUAAAGAAGAAUAACAACUUUACUGUCAUUGUACAUUGUACAAUUAAAUUAAAUGCUUUCCCCAGUACACAUCACAAAAACACACCACCCACCACACCACACUCCAACCACCACUGCACAGCUCCCAAUGCCACAUCAAUGCGAAACCAUGGAGUCCAAUAUAGUUACAGCUCUAGGAUGAAAGCUAUCUCUCUGUCUGUUUGUCCUUGUCUUUGUCACCGUGUACCAUGACAAAGCUGUAAUGGCUUCCAGUGACAUCUUGUUUUAACCUAAAACAACCUAAGCCUAAAAUGUCCCAAGAGGCUUAAAAACUAGAUAGGUAAUAUUGUGUGUAUAUGGGCAUGUUCAACUACUCCUAGUCCUUUACAUUGUUGAUGAUACAGUGUUGGUAUACAGUGUUCCCUCACUUAUUGCGGGUGUGACGUUCCAGGACCACCCGCAAUAAGUGAAAAUCUGCAAAGUAGGGACACUAUAUUUAUUUUAAUAUUUAUACAUUCUUUUAGUAGUUAUACACUAUUUCAAGUCUUUAUCAACCAAUCGUGUGUUGAUAAAUUGCCUCCUUCUCCUCUCGUUGCCGCUUGGGCUCCUUUUCUUUCCCUUUGGCUUCUCCUUCCUCCCUGUAAAUUGUAAUUUUUUUAUGAUUUAUAAAAGUCUUUUAGAGUUUAUUGAAAAACUGCAAAACAGCAAAUCCGUGAAAAGUGAACUGCGAAGUAGUGAGGGAACAUUGUACUGGCAAUGGAGAAAGGUAUUCCCUGUUGGAUAUCUCAGUUUGUAUUGAUAUGCAAUGUAGUCCAACUGGUUUCACUGAUUGGAAACCUACCCACCAUGUGGUUCAUGUCAUGGGCGAUCACAGUUGUGGAUGAGUGUGGUUGCUGCAGUUUGACACCAUGCUAACUGCCAUAGUUCACUGUUCAAAGAGUUGUAGAAUCAAAAUGCAGCAGAAUUGCCCAAACACGAAUCAAGGAACAUGAAAGGCACUGCAGACUAACUCAACCAGAGAAGUCAGCCAUAGCAGAGCACUGGAUGAACCAACCUGGACACAGCAUAUUAUUUGAAAACACAGACAUGCUGGACCACUCUGACGACUGUUAUCGACCGCGUUUGGGGGAUCGGGCCCCUUUAGAAGGAAGCCGAUCCGGUCCUGAGGGAACGGACCUUGGCGAAGCCAAAAGAAGAAUAUAAGCCGCAAUACAACCUGAAGCCUGAAAUGAAGAGGGUCCGCCAAGUUGAAGGAAAAUCCGCCAAGGAGUUUUUAUUUAGCAAUUCAGCUGAAAAGGACGCUAAUAGCGAUCAUUCAAUCUACUAGCGUAACAUAUGUUUCAAAUAAAGCCAUAUUUAUACAAUG
Messenger RNA from Anolis carolinensis (green anole), 5846 nucleotides. RefSeq names its product zinc finger protein 883-like. The transcript is spliced from 5 exons. The record is from RefSeq and is a predicted model, not a curated record. The coding region runs from base 877 to 2691 and encodes 604 amino acids. Lineage: Eukaryota; Metazoa; Chordata; Lepidosauria; Squamata; Anolidae. Gene Ontology annotation, biological process: regulation of DNA-templated transcription.